Molecule: messenger RNA, 837 nt
Organism: Morus notabilis
Lineage: Eukaryota; Viridiplantae; Streptophyta; Magnoliopsida; Rosales; Moraceae
Exons: 3
Coding region: 1-837 (278 amino acids)
Source: RefSeq, a predicted model, not a curated record
AUGGGGAUCCCGAAGGAGCAAUUGGAAAAAACCUCCAGGCCGUUGUACAGUUUCACUGGGGAUUCCGUCAUCCCUCAGGGGGCAAUCCGGCUGCCUAUAACCGCCGGGAAGAAACCUCGACAGGCCACCAUAAUGGCCAAUUUUGUGGUAAUAAAGGGAGGCUCCCAAUACAAUGCCGUCAUUGGAAGGCCGACCCUUCAGGCGUUAAGGGCAACAACCUCCAUCUACCACCAAAAGGUCAAAUUCCCUACCCCAAACGGUGAAAGGGACAUAAAAAGCAACCAGUAUGAGGCUAGGGUUGCAUAUUCUGAUGCUUUGUGCGAAUAUGACCAGCCUGGGAGGCAGGAGUCCAGAGUGGUCUAUCAAGGCGCCAUUAAGGACAUAGACCCCAGGGUCCAAGAGGAGGCCGCAUGGGUGGAAGUCGAGAGCUUUCUUAAAAAGAACCUGGAUGUCUUCGCCUGGAAUCAUGCUGAUAUGGAAGGGAUCGACCCAGAAGUCAUAUACCAUUUUUUAAAUAUAGACCCCUCAUAUCCCCCCAAAUGCCAGAAGCGUCGACUAAUGAACCCGGAGAGGUACGCGGCAUUGAAAGAAGAGCCUAACGGGACAUGGAGAACAUGCGUCGACUUCAGUGACCUCAACAAAGCCUGCCCAAAGGAUGGUUUCCCACUUCCUCGAAUAGACCAAAUGGUCGACGCCACGGCAGGGCAUGAGAUGUUGAGUUUAAUGGAUGCCUAUUCUGGAUACAACCAGAUCCCUAUGCAUCUGACCGACGAAGAGCACACAUCCUUCAUAACCGAUAAAGGCCUCUAUGUUGGGAAUAAUGUCCUAGAAGCAUGA